This is a messenger RNA of Rhineura floridana, 2866 nucleotides long. It is a transcript of the gene FAM163B, whose product is annotated as family with sequence similarity 163 member B. The record is from RefSeq and is a predicted model, not a curated record. NCBI's taxonomy places the organism in Eukaryota, Metazoa, Chordata, Lepidosauria, Squamata, Rhineuridae. The transcript has 3 exons. Bases 522 to 1019 code for a protein of 165 amino acids.
AGCCAGCGCGCAGGCGACUGCUUCUGCCGCCUCCUCCCGCAGCGGCUGCGCCUGCGGUCCGCCCCCGCGGAGCCCGUCCUGCCUUUGCACGGUGGUGACUCUCCCUCCCUGCCUCCCUCCGCCCGCCCCGAACUUUGGAGAGCUCGCUGCGGAGAGCGCAAGAGAGCGCGGGGCCGCCAGCCAUCAUGGCUCAGGAGUGAUGGAGCCGAGGCCGGCUAGCUGAGCUCCUGGCAGGGCAGCGGAGGUCGGCUGCUUACAAAGCGUCAAUUGUUAUUCUUCUUGUUUUAAAAAAGGAAACUCGCAACUGCCUUGUCGUGGAAGGACUGCGUAUCUUUCUACAUUCUGUCUCUACCUUUUCCCCACCCCCUGGCUUUCCUGGCGCUGAUGCCCCCCUCCCAUGUAGAAGGCUUGGGAAGAUACGGCCCUUACCUGGAGGCAGGAAAGAAAAAGGGAACAAAUAAAUGCAACGGGAUCUAAAUACAAUUCCAGUGUUUAAAGGGUGUUAAUGGAGAGGAGGUCGAAUGACAGCCGGGACUGUGGUCAUCACAGGCGGAAUAUUAGCAACUGUCAUCUUACUGUGCAUCAUAGCAGUUCUCUGCUACUGUAGGCUCCAGUAUUAUUGCUGCAAGAAAGAAGAGUCAGAAGAUGAUGGCGACGAGCCCGACUUCGACAUGGAUUCCCACAUUCCCCCACUCCACUGCAACCGCAACGUGGCUCUGACAAAUGGCCCCUCCUUGUUCCACUCUUCCUCCCCCUCCUCCCCCUACAAGAAGCACUCCCAGUGCCAGACGGUCUGCCCCAACUGCUCCCACUACGAGCCCCCCACGUUCUUCCUCCAAGAGCCGGAGGAGGAGGAGGGAAUCCGGAACGGAGGUGACCUCAUCAACUACAAGGCCAUCAGCCAGGAAGACCUGGAGCUGCCGGUCAACCUGAGCGGCCUGCAGGCCCUCAACCCCAACCGCCUGUCGGCCAUGCGCGAGGCUUUCUCUCGCAGCCGCAGCAUCAGCACCGACGUCUGAUGGGCGCCGGGGUUGGCUACAGAGCCAUGGCUGCUGGCCCCCACGGGCACUGGGGAUGGCGUACCUAUCCCUCUAAGAAGGGUGUGGUUCCUUCCACCUCGUCCCUUACGUAUACCUUGUGGCUGUAAAAAACAACAACGCCGUCGCUCUUUUACAUGAAGAAAAAUCCAUGGAGAGUCUUUUAAAAUGAUGAAUGUAUUUAUAUGUUAAUUCGGGAUAAUUAUCUAUAUACCUAUUAACAAUGCAUUGUAUAAAGGGGGGCGGAUGAGGGCAAAGGUUUGAUGGGUGAAUCUAGAUUUUCUAAAGUUCAGUGUUGACAAUAAUUUCUUUUAUAUCUAUAUAUAUAUAUAUAUAUUAACAAAGAGAAGAUUUUGAUACAGGGCAUCCUUUUGUAAGCUUUUGACUGCAUCCCUUUUGAUUUGCCGCCAUUAAAGUCUGGGGGUCCCUGCAGCGUAGCUGUGGUGGAAGGGGGCAGGGCUAGGGCAACCCAAAUCUCCCCUCUGUGCCAACCCCACUCUCUUUUUCAUCUCCCAAGGGGCGACAAUCAACUAACCAUCAAAGCCACAAGCCACCUACCCAAUCCCUGCACAUGAUCUUAUCUCACCAGGACCCAGAACGCCUUCUGGGGAAAGAAUGGGGACUCUUAGAGGAAGGGCCUCUGGGCAUUGCUAUCCAUAGUGACAGGAGGCAGAGGAAGUCUCUGGGCAGGAUUAAUAGUUUAGGUCUUCUUCCUACCUUUUAAGCCAGGUGUGGGGAAACCUUUGGCUCUUCAGAUGUUACGGAACUCGAACUCCCAUAAUCUCUGGCCGCUGGCCAUGCUUUCUGGGGCUGUCGGGAGUUGUAGUUCAGCAAAACACCAAGAGAGCCAAAAGGUGCCCCACAUUUCCUUUAACCGAUUUAGCACUUUUCUGUUUUGGCAUGCUCCUCUCUCUCUCUCUCUCUCUCUCUCUCUCUCUCUCUCUCUCUUUUUAAACAUCCCACGUAAUUGGUCCUUUUGUUGGGUUUGGAACCAUUGCUCUGCGUUCGAGGUGGGUCAGAGGUAGCAGUCCUCUAGACAGGGGAGGCUGAUCUGUUUUGGACAAAUGGGGGGCUGGCCUACCAACCUCAGUCUGGGGCAGAUUCAUGCGGUUGCACUCAGGUCCUUGCUUGCCGGCUUCCCGUACUGGUUGGCCACUGUCAAAAGAGGAUGCUGGCCUAGGUUAUCUCCAGCAAGGCUCUUCUGAUGAUCUCAGCCAGCCCUCGCCUCUCCUGCUCUCAGUGUUGCCCUAGUAGAACUCAGCAAGGAGGAAGAGGAGGGUGGGGACAAAACUAGAACAAGUUGGCUCUGCCUCCACUGGGAAUAGUCAUCCAAGAUGCAAAAUACCCUUCGGUUACUCUUUUAAGCCAAUGGGCAUUAUUUUAAUAGGUGAGACACUUCUGUUAUGGCUCAGAGUCCCCCACUACCACCACCACCCCGAGCAUCCAGUUUGUAACUAGUUUCAAUAUCCUGACUGGGACGUGUCCUAUGAAGAGAAUCCAUGUCGCUGUGCUCAGUCUUUUUAAGUGAUCUGACGUAGUUGCAGCUGUUUCUGCAGAACUCUGGGUGAAUUUUGUACAACUCUUCUUAAAAGUUGCGUUUGUUUUGAUGACAUUUUUCUUUAAAAGGGGGGGGAUUUGUUGCAUUUAAAUUGUGACUGUGUUUAUCUUUGUAUUUUUUUCUUCUGUGCUUAUCUUUCUUUUUCAUCCACUUACCCCCUCCCCCGCUGUAUAUCUUGAAAAUUAAUUGAACCAUGUCAUGGGUUUCCAUUCACUUUGCCUUGUGCUUAAACUUGUACAGGUCUUCUGGACUCUUAAAAUCAAAACAGAAA